Messenger RNA from Pogona vitticeps (central bearded dragon), 1207 nucleotides. RefSeq names its product cytochrome c oxidase subunit 7A2 like (gene COX7A2L). NCBI's taxonomy places the organism in Eukaryota, Metazoa, Chordata, Lepidosauria, Squamata, Agamidae. Gene Ontology annotation, biological process: regulation of oxidative phosphorylation; mitochondrial respirasome assembly; mitochondrial electron transport, cytochrome c to oxygen. The record is from RefSeq and is a predicted model, not a curated record. Gene Ontology annotation, cellular component: respiratory chain complex IV.
ACGUCGCAGAAAAAGGUCUUUUCCCUCGUGGGCGUCGCGACCGGUUUCUUGCGCUUUAGCUACGUUGGCGAAGUGGGGCUCUGCAAGCGGUGCGAGGGGUCGGUCCUCGGCGGCGGCCAUGUAUUAUAAAUUCAACGGCUUCACGCAGAGAUUGAUCGGAUCCGGCGCUUCCGUAGCCUGCUCUCCACAGGGAUUCAAGCCAACAGUAUCUGUGGAGUCGUCUCUGAUAUCUGCAACAUCGACAAGACCUACUUUGGAAAGAACGCCACCAGUUCAAGGUUUUAUUAGAAGCAAAGCACCAGAACUACAGAAGUUAUAUCAGAAUGAUGGUUUGCGAGUACAUCUGAAACGAGGCCUUCCUGAUCAGCUUCUCUACCGGAUCGCUAUGACACUAACAAUAGGAGGGACCAUCUCCUGUCUGAUAGCUUUCUACAUGAUGGCUAAACCAGAAAGAAAAAAGGAAUGAUACCUGAUGAGUAGGGACUGAUAGCUAUCCUCUGGAAAGAGAGCUUGUAUUUAAUUGCCUAUCUUUACCCUUAAUCAUGGGACUGCAGCAAAUUCUUGAGAUUCCAUCUAGAGACUUAAAACAUGUUUAGGAGAAAUGUGACUGUUCAGUCCUUUGAAAAAUAAGAGUAAAGUUAAUCCCAGAUUUUGGGCGGGGGGGGGGAAGGAUAAUUUCCUAUUUGGUUUUUCAAAUUACUCUUCACCACCCCAUCAAAAAUAAUUUUGAAAGAGAUGGCGUCAACCUGUGGAAAUUCCUGACAGCAAGGCCUGACAGGUUGAUUAUGGGAAAUGGAAUGAUAUCAUUGUUCCGUAUCUUAGCAUCACUCUCUUGAGCAAAAGGUUGACAGUAUGCUGAAUUACUACUGAGUCUGUCCUAAAUAACUAACAAAUUAUUUUUCUUAACAGUACUCUUCAAAAUUUAAUAUUUGUGCCCCUUCUCAAAUUUACAGCCUGUGGUUUUGAGGAAUCAUUUUGAGCAAAGAGUCAUGUUGUUCCAGCCACUUGCUAGCAUUGUGUUCUGAAGAUCUUUAUUUCAAUCUCAGUUAUAGACCUGCAGGCUUCAUUAGUUUUGCUCUUCAAAGUGGAGUGUGUUGGUAGGUUCCAUGCAGCUACCUCUAACACCACUAUGAUUCCCUACUUCUCUCUUAAGUCGUGUUCGCUUAAACAGUGAAAUAAAGACAACUAUACAAAUGCAGGACCCUUU